Messenger RNA from Dictyostelium discoideum AX4, 4200 nucleotides. RefSeq names its product EGF-like domain-containing protein. The record is from RefSeq and is a predicted model, not a curated record. Bases 1 to 4200 code for a protein of 1399 amino acids. The transcript has 6 exons. Lineage: Eukaryota; Evosea; Eumycetozoa; Dictyosteliales; Dictyosteliaceae.
AUGAAAAUAUUAACAACAAUUUUAUUUUUAUUUAUUUUUUAUUUUGGAAAUUUCAGUAAUUCCCAAUUCGCGCCAUUAUCACCCGAGUCAACCAUACAAGCUUCAGUAGUUAAUAUUAACCCAACUUAUGUUUAUUCUCCAGCUUCGAGUGAACACUCUUAUUGCCAAUAUAAAAGUUACCAAAUUUAUAUAACAGCUCAAAGUGGUUUUUCAAUUACAGGUGCAAUCACUAAUAAUACAAAUUUUUCUAUUGAAAAAGAAUUUCAAAAAGAAAAUUCCUAUAUGUUUAUUCUUGCAACACAAUAUAAUCAAAACUUUGGAAUUAAUUAUCAAGUAAUAACAUUUUCAACAAAUGAUACAAUUGACCACACAUAUCAAUUAACAUUAACUUGUAAUGAUUUCCAAUUCGAUAAAUUAAAUAUUAGUGAAUAUUUAACUCCAAUUUACCUUUAUAGUUCUUUCUUAUACUACAUUUCACUUACUGGACUUGAAAAAUCUGACCAAGCAGUUGGAAUAAGAUUAAAGAAUUCCUAUGGUUCUGUAAUAGUAACAGGUGAAUCGCGUUUUAAUUAUUUGCUGCAAAUUUAUCAAUUCAAUCAACAAAAUAUUACUGAUGAUUUAGAUGUAACAUUUGAUUUUGGUAAUGAUAGAAAUAUUUCUUUUAAAUUAAAAUCAUAUUAUAGUCAAUUCAAUCAAGUUGAUUUACCAACAAGUCAUAUAGAAACAUUUUAUCCACCAGAAAUAUUAUCAACAGAAUAUAAUUUUAAUCAAUUUGGGUCUAGUUGUAAUCCAGUAGUUCAAUCAACAAUCAAUACAAAUAUAGCGAGACCAUAUCAAUAUUAUUUCUUUAUGUAUUCUCCUAUAUAUAGUCUUCCAAUUAAAGGUACAAAAGGAAAUAUGACAUAUAUUGGUUCAAUUAUGGGAGGUAGUACACUUGUAACUGCAAAUGGAUAUAGCUCUAUUGAUUCAACAGUAUAUAACCCAAAUAUCACAGAUUUAAAUAUACCAAUGAUGGGACCAACUUCAACUUAUUUAUCUCAAGAAAAUACUGAAGCUCUAAUAAAUUCUCUUAGUUUUUACAAUGGAUAUCAAUAUCAAGGUACUGAUUUAUUUUUAUAUAUAUAUGGGGUUACUGUAUAUCAAAGUUGGCCAUAUGGUUUUUAUUCAGGUAAUAACGCAAAUUAUGAAUUCAAAACUUCAUUUAAUAGAUUAAAGGAAACUUCUCCAACUGCUUCAAAUUAUUUUUAUAUAGGCUCUUCCUCAUCGAAUAUUGAAAUUUAUCAAAGUUUAACAUUUCCAACUAAAGUUUCUACACCACCUCAAUUAAUAUCAUAUAGAUAUACCAAGGUAUCAGAUUAUAUGUAUAUAUUAAGUUUAAAAAUUGAAAGUUCUUCUGGUGUUAGAUCCAUUAAUACUUACUCACCUUUAAAUGCUUUUGGUUCAGGAACAUUAGUUAGUGGUACAAUUUACGAUGGUGUUUUUGAAAUAGUUGGUACACCCGAUCAACUUCUUUAUGUUUCAAUUUAUGAUCAAUUGGGAAAUGGUAAAGAUUAUAACCCAGGUGAUGUAAUUUCUAUAGAUCCUUUAGUUAUUUUCGAUUUACCACUAGAAAUCAAAUUUGUAUUAAAUAUUACAAACUUUAACAUAACAUUUUUAAAGAAUAAUUUAGAUUUGACAGAUAAUUCUUAUAAUAUUAUGUAUAUUGAUUUUAAUGAUUAUGUUCCAAUUAAAAAAUCAUUAUCUUUAUUAUUAAUUGAUAUUAUUUCAUUCCCAGUUGAAAGAGAUAGUAGUGAUUCCGAUGGAAUGAUUGUUAAGCUUCCAUUUAAAUACAAUGCUCAAACUAAAAAGUAUGAAUGCAAAUUCAUUGUACCAAAGAAUAAUAUGUUUGGAAAAAUUCUAUAUACAGUAUUCUAUGGAAAUCUAUUGGGUAUACAUAGUAAUGAAUUAAUUGAACCUUUAAUUGCAAAUAAUACAAUACUUGAUAAUCAAGGUCCAUUAUUUAGUUCAUUUGAAAAAAUUGGAAAUGGUUCAAUAAUUUCAACAACAGGUACAAUUGGCUGGAGAUUUAAUAUUACAGAUGAUUUAAAUGGGUUUGAAAGUGGUUAUAUUAAAGUAAUGGGUUCGAUUGAUAGUUCAACUUAUCAUUUCAAUUUUACAAUUGAUGAUGUAAUUGGUGAUAAAUUCAAUUGCCAAUAUCAAAUUUUAAUUAAUAUUACUCAACCAUGUAUAUCACAAGAAUAUAGAAUUAUUAAGGUUAUAUUAUUUGAUACAAAUAAAAUAGCUUCAAGAUUUUAUUUAUAUACACCUAUACUUGCAAACGCAGCAAUACUUAAUCCAUUCCUCAAUUUAUUAAAUAAAGGUAUUGAUAUUACAAUUGUACCAUUUGAAUGCUCAGAUUCAACAUUAGUAGAUUCAAAACCAAGCUUAUUAUCAUUUACACCAUCAACAUCAGUCAUUGACGUAGGUGCAACAAAUAGAACAAUCUCAUUUGAUUUUUCAUUUGGUACAAGUACAUCUACAAUAAAACAAGAUCAAUUACCAAUUGUUUAUAUAAAUUCAUUAUUUUCUGGUUUAGUUGAAUGUAGAGAUACAAUAUUAAUAUCAUAUAAUAAUGUUGAGGUUGUUUAUAAAUGUUCAACAGAAUUACCAAUUGGCUUUGGUUAUCCAAAUCAAUUGAUUUUUUCAAUAUAUGGUAUUGUAAAUAAUGGUGGUUACUUUUAUGGUUAUACUCCAAAGGAUUUAUCUACAGUUACUUCUGGUUAUUACGCAAAUACUACAUACUCAUUUAAUCAACCUACUAUUAAAUCAACUGAUAGAUUUUAUUCAGAUGAUAAUGAUUUGGUUCUAUAUGGUAGAGGUUUUUCAAAUGUUAUUCAAGUUAAUAUUGUUUAUAGAGAUGGUACAUUAGCACCUCAUUCAUUCCCACCUUUAGUAGUUUAUGAAUCAUCAGCAAUUAAAAUAUCUGGAAUUAAAUCAACUAAUAAACCUUUUGAUAUUACAUUUUCAACAAGUGAUACAUUAACAUCAAACAUAUAUACUGUUAAUCCAAUUUAUUUUAAUGCAACUAUCCCACCAACACCUACUGAAUCUCCUUCACCAACACCAACCACAACCACAACACCAACCACAACACCAAUACCUACAACAACACCAAUUCCAACCAACCCACCACAAAAAUGUCUUGGUAAUCCAGAAUGUGGUGGUAAAACUCAAGGUUUUUGUUCACCAACAGGUUGUAUCUGUUAUUCACCUUGGAUUGGAACAACUUGUACUUCUCAAAUUAUUAUUGUACCACAACCAUCAAUUAAUACAACAAACCCAAAUGUUGAAAUACCAACAGAUAAUAUUGGUCAAUCAUCAGAAACAAAUAGUGAAGAAUCUCAAAAAAUGAUAUUUAAAUCAUUAAUAUCAUUAGUAUCAUUAAGAGAAUUAGAUUUUAAUAAUAAAGAAGUAAAUAAUUAUAAAUUCGAUCAAUGGAUAUAUACACCAAUUAACGAAUUUAAAAAUCAAUACUUUACAACAGUAUCAAAUACAAAUAUAACAGCAACUUUAGAAUGGUUUAAUCAAAGUACUCCAAUUCAAUUUGCAAAUCAAAAUUUAACAAUGAAUCCGUCAAGUAUUAAAUAUACAAUUGAAAUUACAGAAUAUCAAUUUAAAAGUUCAUUAAAUCAACUUCAAUUAGUAAUGGCAGCAUCAUUAACAACAAACUCAAAUGAUAUUUGCACAUUAAACCAAUUUGGCAAUACAUCAACAGGUGAUGAUUCAAAUUAUUUAAAGAUUCAAAUUGAAAAUCAUUCACUUUACGGUAGAUUCAUUAAACGUGCUAUUAUUGAUAAUACUGUUAAAAGUAUAAGCAAUGUUUUAUUAGAUUCAUCAUUAAAUGUAAUUGAUAGUUCAUCAUCAUCAUUACAAUCAUUUAUUGGUAUUACAAUUCCAAAUUAUAAAAACUCAAUAGUUGUUGAUCCAGAUUUCUCAGUACUUAUCGAUAGUAAAUCAGCCUCUGAUGAAGAUGAUUCAGUUUGUACAAAAAAUAAUUCUGGUUUAACAACUGCUCAAUUAGCUGGUAUUAUUGUUGGUUCAAUCGCUUUCGCUGCUGUAAUAGUUAUCGCUACUGUCUAUGCUAUCACAAAAAGCAAAAAACAAAAGAAAUUCGAAAUGUCAAUCAAUAAUAAAUUGAAUAAAUUGAAUAAUAAUAAAUAA